This is a messenger RNA of Petromyzon marinus (sea lamprey), 941 nucleotides long. The record is from RefSeq and is a predicted model, not a curated record. Lineage: Eukaryota; Metazoa; Chordata; Hyperoartia; Petromyzontiformes; Petromyzontidae.
GAGGGAGAGGAGAGGAGGAGAGGGAGAGGAAGAGGGAGGAGGGGGAGGAGGAGAGGGAGGAGGAGAGGAGACGCCACGGACCGGGGCCUCGAGUCGGGGGUCCUCUGGAUGGAGACGCCGCGAGGCGGGGAGGUCGCCAGUGCCUUUCUCGAUUGAGAAACCGGUGGGGUGGAGCCCAGGUGCCUCGUCCACCCUGGGGGAUGAGCGAGAAGGAGCGGGAGGAGAAGGAGGAGGUGGCGGGUCAGAGCAGGAGGAGGGCGGCAGAUGAGGAGGAGGAGGAGGAGGGGGGAGAGGGGGGAGAGGAGGAGGACGAGGAGGAGGCUCCACCACCAGCCAAGCGACAAAGAGGUCGCCCGCGGAAACAGCAGCAGGUCUCUGCGGCUGCCCCCACACCCAAGCGACCUCGGGGCAGACCCAAGGGCAGCAGGGGCAAGGCGCCACAGACGACGGCAACGGAGGCACCGGGAGAGAAGAAAAGGCGAGGGCGCCCCAGGAAGCGGGAACCGGAACAGGCAGCUCAAGAGCCACCUCAGGGGUCCUCGGGCACCAGCCAAUAGAAGCAGGCCUCAUGCUACCUCAAGACGGUCGGGUCCUGUGAACACGUAAGGUGGCUAACGAGGUCAACUGCCUGCACGAAAUAAGUUAAAAUAUGAUGCCCAAAUACACAAAGGCGGCCGUUAAAACUCGAUUUAACCGCACGGUUAAGUUAACUGCACUGCACAGUCUGGCGGAUUGGGAGAAAUCGCGAUAAACUCAAAGCUAAAAAUUGCUUUGUGCCGUUGAGAUCCUGGGUUGCAAUCACAGCGAUGACACCGGUGUCUCAUAGACUCACGUAGAGACCCACAGACUCACAUAGAGACCCAUAGACUCACGUAGAGACCCACAGACUCACGUAGAGGCCCCCAGACUCACACAGACACCCACAAACUCACAUAGAGACC